CUUCUCUCCUUGCAAAACAGAAAACAUUAUGGCUUCCUUCAUAUUUUCACUUACUUGUUCCUGUGCCAUGAUGCUGCUUGUUUUUGUAUUCCUAUCUUCCAUGGUUAAAGGCCUAGGAGACUUCAAUAUCAAUAUGUCACCUUCUCUCUCUCCUUUCUUUGAUAAACUCUGUGAUGAAGUCAACUGCGGAAGAGGAAACUGCUCGGUUGAUGUUGCCAAGCCCUUUAAUUUCGUUUGCCAGUGUGAUCCGGGAUGGAAGCGGACUCGUUCCGACAACGAAGAUGAUCUUCAAUUCCUUCCUUGCGUCAUUCCCAACUGUUCCCUCGAUUACUCUUGCAUGCCGGCUCCGCUUCCGAGUCCUCCGGUCCCUGAUAAUUACAGUUCUAUCUUCGAUCCUUGUUACUGGACAUAUUGUGGAGAAGGUAGAUGCACCAAGAAUCAUACGUAUACGCAUACAUGUGAAUGCAAUCCCGGAUACACAAAUCUCAUGAACGUCUCCCAUUUUCCAUGCUUUAGCAAUUGUGCUCUUGGAAGUGACUGCAGAAGACUUGGGAUACGGGUAUUGGACGCAUCGUCGCCUCCGGGUGGUAGCAGUCAAGGUACCAAAUUUCUUCCUGGAGGCUUCUAUUGGAUUGGAAUCACAGUGAUAUAUAUGGUGAUGGCUCUAUGGAAAUAGGAUAGUUAUAUUGGAUUGGAAUCACAGUGAUAUAUAUGGUGAUGGCUCUAUGGAAAUAGGAUAGUUAUUGUAUUUUUGGAUAUUUUGAUUGAUAUACGUGUGUUGAUAAUAUGUUGUGUAAAAAUAAAUAGAGGAAUAUUGUUUUAGUGGAGAUC
Molecule: messenger RNA, 831 nt
Organism: Cynara cardunculus var. scolymus (artichoke)
Lineage: Eukaryota; Viridiplantae; Streptophyta; Magnoliopsida; Asterales; Asteraceae
Product: protein jagged-1b-like
Exons: 6
Coding region: 29-676 (215 amino acids)
Source: RefSeq, a predicted model, not a curated record